This is a messenger RNA of Sorghum bicolor (sorghum), 1448 nucleotides long. RefSeq names its product ocs element-binding factor 1. Gene Ontology annotation, biological process: positive regulation of DNA-templated transcription. The transcript has a single exon. Gene Ontology annotation, cellular component: nucleus. Lineage: Eukaryota; Viridiplantae; Streptophyta; Magnoliopsida; Poales; Poaceae. The coding region runs from base 636 to 1166 and encodes 176 amino acids. The record is from RefSeq and is a predicted model, not a curated record. Gene Ontology annotation, molecular function: transcription cis-regulatory region binding; DNA-binding transcription factor activity.
UUCGCCCUCCGCCACCCUCAGGCCACCCCUUCUGCCUUCACAAAUCUUCUUCCUCUCGUCCCUAGUUGAGUAGAGGCACUGCAGAGCACACAGCUCUUUGGUUGUUUGGGAAGUGCAGCCCCAUGCCUCCUCCUCCUCCUCCUCCUCCUCUCCUCCGGAUGCCUCACUUCAGCUAGCUAGCUAGCUAAGUUCCUUCCUGCUUGUUUCGUGUUCAUCCGCCAAUCUCCGUGCCAUGUCGCUCACGGAGGUCAGCCUCCACUUCUGCUACCUCCACUCCCUCUCCAUCGUGCUUCUCUACUUCUUCUACGUCAUCUCCUGAAUCGGCCGCCUCUCGCCAAGUUCCGAUCGAACAAAGCUAAGCUUUGGUUUGAUUCAGAGCCGAAGCUUUGUUCGUUCCAAACAAAAAAUUACUACUAUUGAUUACUCCUCCAUGCUUGUUCCUCUUCGUUCUUCCAUGAUGACCCGUUCACGUUCAUCUCCCGGGCCUCUCUUGCUUUGCUGCUAAGUUCCGUGCCUCUCCUAGCGCGCGCGUACUCCUACACUCAGAUCGAUCAUUCGACUAGGAGCAGUGCGCGCUUUUUGGCAGUGUUUGAAGCAGUUAAGUACGUGCUUCCCUUCUGAAAGUAGUAGCUAGGAUGGUUCCACCGGCGGGCGGCCAGGGAGCGCGCGGCGCCGCGGUGACCACGGAUGAGGAGCGGCGGCGCAACCGCAUGACCUCUAACCGGCUGUCGGCGCGCAAGUCCCGCAUGAAGCGGCAGCAGCACGUCGACGACCUGACCGCGGAGAACGAGCGCCUGCGGCGCGAGAACGAGGCGAUGCGCGCCAGCGUCGGCGACGUCCUGACGCAGAGCCGCGCGCUGGAGCAGGAGAACCGGGUGCUCGCCGCGCACGCGCGCCAGCUGUGCGCCGCGCUCCUACUGCGGAACUCCCAGCUCCGCCUGCUCGGCGACGUGGCCGGCGUACCCCUCGACGUGCCGGGCGUGCCCGACCACCUCGUGCAGCUCUACGGCGGCGUGCAGAUGCCAGUCACCCCGCUCUCGCCGUCAGUCACGCCGCUCUCGCCGUCGCCGCCGCCACCGCCACUGCAACUGCAGUUGCCGCUCGAGAUCCAGCUGAUGCUGCUCCAGCCCGACGUCAUGGACGCCGUUGGUAUGCUCGAGUUCUGAGGUCUGAGGCUCUGAGUCCAUCAACUAGAUAUUGUUAUCUUGUGAAGUCUGUUAUAUAUGUCGUUGGUGUGCAGUGUGCUGUUAUGCUUUGUUUGCCGUAUGUACCCUGUGUUGUACUGCUGUAUCAGGUAUCAUGUAUGCUUGUCAUGUGAACAACAUAGAACCUACUUAAGUGUGAUGUGUUAAUGUCGCCGGUAAAGAAUGUGCAUGCAGAAAGCUCGAGAGUGAAGUAUAUACUGUAUUAGCUUUGUCUUGGAAUAAAUAAACCAACUUUUAGAACCA